This is a messenger RNA of Canariomyces notabilis, 435 nucleotides long. RefSeq lists its product as uncharacterized. The coding region runs from base 104 to 322 and encodes 72 amino acids. The record is from RefSeq and is a predicted model, not a curated record. NCBI's taxonomy places the organism in Eukaryota, Fungi, Ascomycota, Sordariomycetes, Sordariales, Chaetomiaceae. The transcript has 2 exons.
AUAAAGCAAAAAAAGUGACAAAAAUUGGAGUCGACAUCCCCAUCUCGCUGCUCUGUCCCAAGCCCCCAGCGAUCGUCAUCCAGCGCGCCAUCUGACGGUGAAGAUGUCUCUGCACAGUAAGACCUGCCUCAAGUGUCAUCUUCAUUGCUUAGGGCCACGCGCAGCAAUCGCAGGUUCCCCAUGCGAGUGGGUGGCCACCGCAAGAUUCGUGCUGGGCGCCGCUGGGGGGUUCUUAUGGGAAUGGAAUAGAUACAGCAAGAACAUCGAGCGCCUUCUAAACCAAACUGACCAUUACAGCCGAGAUUUGGCGUGCAAGAACUAAUACAUAAGUCCCGCCUGCUUGCUUCGACACGUAGAACCAAUGUCGAACUUGUCGAUCCAACCUGGAGCCGCGCAACACGACUCCGCCCGACAGGACGCACUGCACAUACGAAA